Messenger RNA from Lineus longissimus, 1990 nucleotides. RefSeq lists its product as uncharacterized. The transcript has 5 exons. Lineage: Eukaryota; Metazoa; Nemertea; Pilidiophora; Heteronemertea; Lineidae. The record is from RefSeq and is a predicted model, not a curated record. The coding region runs from base 809 to 1399 and encodes 196 amino acids.
UGUCUUUUCUAAAUAAUUCACUUGAAGCCGUUAAAAAUCACGGCGAAUAAAACACGCAAGCAAUACCAACUGAGUUCGUUGUUAUUCACAAUCAAGACAAGUCCAUAAACAGCUUGACAACAGAGAGAUCUUUAGUUGAUUGGAACUGAGGUGUAAUACCCAAGGACCAAACGUACAUAUUGGCUUUUAGAGACCGCCUUAUAGUUCAUUAAUGGAGUGGCGGUCCAGGGAAGAGGCAGCCGGAAGGAUAACUGUCUCAACGCCGCGCCGAUGAUAUGGGCUUAUUCUGAGAGGGAUAUGGUCGAGAAAUAGUUUUUGCGCCAAUCGAUUGGAUACUUCUGAUAAAUGAAUUUCAUAUCGUUCAUUCGGGCGAAACUUGGCCAAGAGGUUAUUGGCUUCAUAUUCGUGCGCUAAACGGUUGUCAGGAGGGACUUCCUAAAACGAGUCGUUUUUGCCACGUAUUCUGAAUUCCGGCGAUGAGGAUUUAAUGCAACGAGGGUUGUAACAGUGUUUUGUCAUCAAUAUAUGACGCGCUACUUCAAAGGAGAUGCGGACAUGGUGGUAUACUAGUAGGAAUACCAUUGGAAGGAGAAGCAAACAUCAUCAAUCACUAAUCGACUGACACCCUCGCAUAAAUCAAGAUCAGAAGAGGCCAGUUAUUGAUCUUCCUCGUUUAAUUCACAAAUUUCGUGGCCUCGCAAACAACCGUUAAUGGAUUUAUGACUGUGAACAUAGAUGAAACAUCGUUUUAUCUGUGCGCACUGGCAAUAAAUAUUUGAAGAUUUAGAUACUUUAUUGAGAUAGUUUGAUGACAGUUCCACCGGACACCGAGUUGCUUUCGGUUGAUCCGGCGCCGGCGGAGGAGACAACCAUGUUCAUCACUGUCCGUUACGGAGAAAACCAGGAGAAGAUCUUCAAUCCUAAUUGUUUGAAUAAGGUAUUGCUGGCGAACAUCAAGGAGAGAUGUGGCUGCAGAUGUAUAGAUAUAGUUGACCUCUCAGACGAAGAAGGGCAAGUAAAGAACCUUAAUUCCAGCUUGACGCAGUAUGGUACUAACUUCUUCACCAACAGAGAGAGGCUGAUACUACUCAAGGUCGAAAGGCACCAUGUGGUGAGAGGUGAACAUGACACAAUCAGUACAACAUUCAAACCCCUAUUACAAGCGCUGGAAGAGGAUGUGGAGUUCUUAGACAAGAUCAACCCAAAGCCAUCGAAAUCAAGACGAGGCUAUGACCGAGAUCAGAAGUCACCAGCUGAGAAUAAACUCGACAAAAAGCGAGGAUCCCAGGACUCAGCAAUGCCCACCAAAGAACGGAGAAGGAGUUCCAUUAAAAACGCUAAAGCGCUGAAAAAAUUUCAGAAAAUCGGUUUGGCUGCUGCACGGAGUAAAAAUGUAUGACGUGUUUACUUCUUAACCGUUAUUUGGAUGCGUAAAGUAGAUAUUGGCUGUGCUAGAUGAGAUGAUCUUUCCAUGUCUGGUUUACAAAGAUUUUGUAAGACAGAAACUGGCCACUGGAGAUUGCCAGUUGUGAUUGCAGAAAGUAGGUUCUUGAUUUCGGGUUCGAGGGUCAAGUGUUCGUUUCUCCGGCCUGCGCAGGGCCGCAGAAGCCAACAAUAACCCCCGAUUUUGUCAGGAUGACCAGGAGAGGCAUGCCACAUACAUGUACGGUGUGCAUUAUAUUUCGCAACUUUCAUUUAAUUAAUCAACUUGGAACAUUGUCAUGAAGUUCUCAGUUAUUCAGGAAGGGAAUGCAAUGGAUAUAGUUCACAUGCAGAUGCCUUAACAUCAUUCCUACAAGGAGGGAGGGGCAAUGCGCCUGCUCUGUGUAGUGUUCAAGUGACCUUGUACCGUGGGCACCUGCAGGGAGUCAGGCAACAAACAGAAUCGACAAACUCAUUCAAUAAAGAAUCAACGAAAUCAUUCAUGUUUUAAUCACAAAAUAUUUAUUUUAUUGCAGAUAAUGAAUAAAAUAAAUCAAAGAUUUUUAUA